Neoarthrinium moseri is the source of this 792-nucleotide messenger RNA. RefSeq lists its product as uncharacterized. The transcript has a single exon. The coding region runs from base 1 to 792 and encodes 263 amino acids. NCBI's taxonomy places the organism in Eukaryota, Fungi, Ascomycota, Sordariomycetes, Amphisphaeriales, Apiosporaceae. The record is from RefSeq and is a predicted model, not a curated record.
AUGCAGCUCAAUACCAACACCAUCAUCAUCCCCAGCAACACACAAGAUCACUGGACCAACUACUUUUUCAAAAUGCCCCUAACAGUCAAACUCUCCCUCUCCCUCUUACUCCUCACCCCCGUCCUGGCCAUCCCAGCCACCAGCCACCAUGCGAAACACCACGGCCAUAUCGUCCGGACAGUCCCCAACUUCACCUCGCUGGGCUGCUACACGGAAGCCAGCAGCGGCCGGGCGAUCGAGCUGGCGAGCUACUCGUCCAACAGCAUGACGACGCAGUCGUGCGCGGCCUUCUGCGCGAGCUACCGGUUCUUCGGCACCGAGUACGGGCGCGAGUGCUUCUGCGGCAACGCGCUGGCGGCGUCGGCCGUGCCGACGUCGUCGGGCUGCAGCAUGUCGUGCGCCGGCAACCCGGCGCAGACGUGCGGCGGGGCCAGCCGCCUCAGCCUGUACCGCAACAACGACUACGUGGCGCCGGCCGUGGCCGGGGUCCCGGGCCGCGCGUACCUGGGGUGCCACAGCGAGGGCGACGGCGAGCGGCUCCUGCCGGACAGGUCGGCGCCCAGCGACACGCAGACGCCGCAGAAGUGCGCGGCGGCGUGCGCCGGGUUCCGGUACGCGGGGCUCGAGUACGGGCGCGAGUGCUGGUGCGGCAACGCGCUGCACGGGGGCGGGUUCGUGGGCGAGGCCGAGUGCUCGUUCGUGUGCGCGGGCGACGCCGGCGCGCUGUGUGGCGCCGGCAACCGGCUCACGCUGUACGAGACCGUGCAGCCGCCGGCUAACGGCACUGCUUGA